AAUAGUACUCACUUUUAAAACUUCACUGCGUUCCUUACCUUCCGUAGUAAAUAAAAGGGAUAAAUUCCACGUUUGAUCACUAGGUCUACUAAAAAGUGCCAUGUUUAAUCACUAGAAAUAUUUAAUAACAAUUUUGAUCACUCGAAUUAUUCAAGCAGUCCAUGUUUGGUCACUCGAAUUAUUCAAACCGUUUAUGUCUGGUCACUCGCAGUUACCUUCCGUUAACAACGUUAGUUUUUUCUGACGUGGCAAACAUAAAAGUCUAGUCACCCACAUUUAACCCGAAAAACUAAAAACCUGACUCGCCACGUCAUAAAAUUCAACCCAUCCUAUGACCCAAACCCAAACCCUACGACCUGCCAUAAACAAUCCAUCCUCGCUCCUCUUCCUCAUGCUCCGCUGUCGGCUCCUCCAACUAGGGUGGACAUUCGGUCGGUUUGGUUUCGACCGAAUCAAAAUUAUGCAUACCGGGUCCCCGAAUUCCACCAAACCUCAAACCGAAUUAUAUUUCGGUUUGGUCGGUCUAAAUCAAAUUAUAACCACUCCUUGCAUGCAUGUCGUGUAACCUAGCUUAACUAGCUCGUUAACUUUGUUUCGUUCGACCAAGUGAAGGGUACGUAGUAGUGUUGCCGUUUUGGGACCUGGGCCAAGCUAGCUUGCCCAAAACAUUAACCUUUGGAGGGUUAUUAAUGAAUAAGCCAAAAAAGCCUUUCCAUAAUGGACUCGAGCCACUUGAGAAAUUGGGGUGGCAGCUUUCUAGUCCAGCCCAAUGGUUGAGAGCCCAUGCAAUGAAUAAUGGAUCACGAGGCCGGGUCAGCCCAAAUCCCCACCCAGUUGACAAGUCACCGGAAUAGCCGGUAAUAAAGAGAGAAGCGUUAGAUGCUCCUUUCUCUGCAACCUCCACGUGCCCUAUCUUAUCCAUUCAUCCCGUUACCCUUUCCCUUUUCUCUUUCCCCCUUUUCCUUCCUUCAAAUACCGCCCGCCCCACCUCCUUCCCUUUCCAACUGUCAUAACAACAAAAAAAACCUCCCCACACGCCAUUGUCGCCCAAAAAAAACCUUCCCUCCUAAUCUCCGACCUCCAGAAUCUCGAAAACUCCAAACCAACCAACAAAAAAUGGCCAGCAAUCUCCUCCCCCUCCGCCCCGCCGUCGUCUACGCCUCAUCCAACCCGGACCUCAACAACCGCCGGAGGCAGCUUCCCCCAUCCUCCUCCUCCUCCGCCUCGCCGAAAUGGUGGUCCCCGCUCUUCGGCUGGUCCUCCGAGCCGGACUACGUCGGGACGACGCCAGCGAGUCAGCCGGCGGCCGAUCAGGACGAGAAUCGGCCGGAUCUGGAGGCGAAGCAGGCCAGAUCUCGUUUCUCCCCGGGCUGCUUCACCGCCGAGAAGGCGAAGCAGCUCCGGAUGCUGACCUCGGGGACGUCGUCGCACCACGACGCGAUGUACCACUCCGCCAUCGCCUCCCGCCUCGCCUCCGACUUCAACAACAAGAACACCAACAGCUCCUCCUCCUAGCCUCCGCCUCGCUCGCUGUUCGAUUUCCCCCCUCUCACGCUUUGUCCCUCUCGUGUAAUGUAAUAUCGAUCGUUUCCUAGAUCCGUCUUUUUUUUGCCCCUUAGAUUUGUAAAAUAGUGUUUUUCGAUUUUGCGCUGUGUCAUUGGCCGUCUCCGUUGUCGGCCAGUCAGUCCGUCUCUCCGUCCAUGAAUUUUAGCUUGGAGGCAGAAAAGAGCGUGGGAUGAUUCCGGUGACUUUUAGGGAUCAAUGUUUGUUCAAUUAGUUCCUUGUUGUAACAGAAGAAUUAACUAGCUUUAUCCUGUUAAGUAGUGGUUGAAAAAAACAAGAUUAGUGUCAGUAAUCAUGUUUAUGCUUUGCAAUCGUUUCCCGGCGAUAUAUGCCGCGGGUUCCGCCAUUGAAACGGUUGGGGGUUGGAGCUCUGCAUGUAGCUGGAUCGAAAAAAUUCAGCGUUUUUUAUUAGCUUACUCGUGGAUUUAUAUCUUAAGCAAAUGCUAAAUGCAUAUAUAAUGCAUAAUAAUAAAAAUAAUUAAGCCGCCCGAGGUAAUUGGAUUGAUGGAUUCUGGUAUUUUGCCUAAGAAUAUGCUUCUUUUUUUUUAUCAUUUUUUUUUUAAAUCGAAAUCAGAUUAAUAAACAACAAUUUUUUUC
Linum trigynum is the source of this 2160-nucleotide messenger RNA. The record is from the annotation of a GenBank genome assembly. NCBI's taxonomy places the organism in Eukaryota, Viridiplantae, Streptophyta, Magnoliopsida, Malpighiales, Linaceae.